This is a messenger RNA of Scophthalmus maximus (turbot), 5709 nucleotides long. RefSeq names its product UDP-N-acetyl-alpha-D-galactosamine:polypeptide N-acetylgalactosaminyltransferase 12 (gene galnt12). The record is from RefSeq and is a predicted model, not a curated record. The coding region runs from base 635 to 2371 and encodes 578 amino acids. Lineage: Eukaryota; Metazoa; Chordata; Actinopteri; Pleuronectiformes; Scophthalmidae. The transcript is spliced from 10 exons. Gene Ontology annotation, cellular component: Golgi apparatus.
GCAGCUUAACAGUUCGGUAAAUACGUACCUGGGAGAGCUGGAGAGUAAUACUACAUCUUUAAAAUAUACACUAUCAGGACGCGGGUUGUCACUUCCUACUCUUGGGAACAGCUCAGCGUGCGCGCUUUUUAAUUCCUAGCACGAGGCGAAAGAAAACUAAACGACAACAUUGGAUGGGACUUUUGAUUUGGCCCUGAAAAUAUUUUUUCUUCUUCUUCGUCUCCCCCCCCCCGUUAGGUAGCGGGCUAAUCCGAGAGGAUAACUAAUCCGAGUUUGCUAAACACUUCUCUUCGGCACGGCGUUGAAGAGAAGAGAAGAGAAGAGGAGGAGGAAGAGGAGUGUGCCACUCCAAAGUCCGCCGAGAUAAGGACGUUUCCUCUCGAGAAGUAAAAACCCCCUUCGGAGUUGGUUGAAGAAGGUAUUUCUCCGACGGAACGCGAACGCAACACCACGCAACAAGUCGCGUUCACUGCAGCCUGGGAGAAGAAGCGGGAGAAACUUUUGAGUCGCCCGAGUGACAGAGACGUGACGAGGCUGCUGAAGCGGUAACGCAGCCUCCUCCUCCUCUUCUUCUUGUUCUUCUCCGGGGCAUGAGGCCCCGACACAGCUCCGCGCCGAGGAAGGAAGCGACACGAUGGCAGCCUGCGGACGGAGGAACCGACCCAAGCUCCUCGUCCUGCUCCUCGGCGUCACUUUAGUGGGAUACCUGGUCUUCGUCAGACACGGCCCCGCCGACGUGGCCGACCCGACGCAUCGCCGGGGGGCCCCGCUCCCCGCGGCGGAGGAGGACGAGGAGCUGAGGAGGCCCGUCUACCAGAAGCCCCCCCCGGAUUUAAAUGCCCCGGGUGAAAUGGGGCGAGCUGUCAAACUGAGCCUGAGCGCGGAGGAGAAGCGGAAAGAGGAGGAGAGUCUCAAAACGCACCAGAUCAACAUCUACGUCAGCGACAAGGUGUCGCUGCACCGCACGCUGCCGGAGAGAUGGAACCCUCUUUGCCGAGAGCUGAAGUACGAUUACCGCUCCCUGCCGACGACCUCCGUGGUGAUCGCCUUCUACAACGAGGCCUGGUCCACGCUGCUGAGGACGGUCCACAGCGUGCUGGAGACGUCGCCCGACGUCCUGCUGAAGGAGGUGGUGCUGGUGGACGACUACAGCGAGAGAGCUUACCUGAAGGAGCCCCUGGAAAAGUACAUCGCAGGUUUGAGGAAGGUGCGUCUGAUCCGGGCCACCAAGAGGGAGGGGCUGGUGCGGGCCCGGUUGCUCGGGGCGUCCAUCACCACGGGGGACGUGCUGACCUUCCUCGAUUGCCACUGCGAGUGUCACGAGGGCUGGCUAGAGCCCCUGCUCCACAGGAUCAAAGAGGAGCCGUCGGCGGUGGUGUGUCCCGUCAUUGACGUGAUUGACUGGAACACCUUCCAGUACUUGGGCAACGCUGGUGAACCUCAAAUCGGGGGGUUCGAUUGGCGUUUGGUCUUCACCUGGCACACUGUCCCGGAUUAUGAGCAGAAACGUCGUCGCUCGCCCACUGAUGUCAUCAGGUCUCCGACCAUGGCAGGUGGUCUGUUCGCUGUGAGCAAGAACUACUUCCAUUACCUGGGAACAUAUGACACAGGGAUGGAGGUGUGGGGAGGAGAGAACCUGGAGUUUUCCUUCAGGAUUUGGCAGUGUGGGGGAAGCCUGGAGGUCCACCCGUGCUCCCACGUGGGCCACGUUUUCCCCAAAAAGGCCCCGUACUCGCGGAGCAAAGCUCUGGCGAACAGCGUGAGAGCUGCCGAGGUCUGGCUGGACGAAUACAAAGAGGUCUACUACCAUCGAAACCCCCACGCACGACUGGAGGCCUUUGGAGACGUGACGGAGCGAAGGAUGCUCCGAGAGCGGCUGGGCUGUAAGAACUUCAGGUGGUAUCUGGAUAACAUCUAUCCCGAUAUUCACGUCCCAGAGGAUCGGCCAGGCAUGUUUGGAAUGCUUAAAAACCGAGGCAAGACCAACUACUGCUUCGACUACAAUCCAGUAGAUGAACACGUCGUGGUGGGUCAGAGGGUCAUCCUCUACUCGUGUCAUGGCAUGGGUCAGAACCAGUUCUUUGAAUUCUCCACAGAAGGUGAGAUCCAGUACAACACGAGGGAACCGGCCGGCUGCGUUGUGGGUGACAACAUCAGCACCUACCUCACGGUGCAGCUGUGCAGAAAACGAGGCCAGCCCGUACCUGCAGACCAGAAAUUUGUCCUCCGAGAGGACGGGAGUCUGUACCACGUGGCGAGCCAGAAGUGUGUUCAGGCCGUGGACGGGACGGACAACGGGACACCAGCCCCCUCGCUGCAGCCCUGCUCGAACAGCCUCCACCAGAAAUGGUUCUUUGAGGAGAGAAUGUAAAGGCAUCGACUCUGAAUAUGUUUGAAUAUAUCAUAUUUGUCAUUCAGGGGCCAAUAUCCGGUGGAGGGACUGAAUUACCAAUUUUUUGUGCCUUGCCCCGAAAGGAGCCCUGAGAAGGGAGCGUCUGUGCUCCCUUCCAAACUUCCAAACCUUUGCACAUUUCUCCUGCCAGCUGGAUUUAACUGAUCACUCGGAAAAUAUACUGAAAAGUACUUCCUUUCUGAAGUACUUUGUAAAUAUUUAUAUAUCUUGGGAUAUCUCUUCUUGGAUGCUGCUGCUGGGAGACAGGAGCCCCGCUGGAAUACAAAUGGGCUUUUUCUUCUAAUCGAGAUGUUUGAGAAUUAGUGAUAAGCUGUGCAACACAAGGACAUUUUGUUGUUUUUAUUGUUUUUCUAUGACCCACUCCAGCUGGUGAAAUCUUAAAGAAUGAGAUCAAUUUAGCGCUUUACACACACAUGGACAACCACAUCAAACAUGUGCGCAUGUACAUUGGAAGGAAAACAAUUGCUUAAUACCUCUGUCAUCACACCCGGAGCCGCUUAUUAGUUAGUGUUUGGCAUCUCACUGAUUUUUCAGACAAGCAGCGUGAGGCAUUUUUGCGUGUGUUUACAUCAUCUCCUGUAGAGGGGGCCGAUGCGCCUCGCUGCACUUUCCUUUCUUCCAUCAUGCUUUUCUGUUUGUCGAGAGAAAGUAGGACAAACUUCAGGUAUUUAAAAAAAAAAACCUUUUCAGGACAUUGCGAGUGCUUGCUACCCUCACAUACAGGUGGCUCGGAGAAAAGCCUUCGAUAUGACAGGCAUUAUGCAAGUACUUAGCGAAUCUUAAACUCAAUCACAUAACUACUGAUAAUAGGAUAAAGUCCCAUUCUUGUCCUUUUUCUGCUUUUGCUGGGGUGCUUUUGAAAAGCUCUUUUCACCGACUUUUGCAGUCAUUUUUGUAAACACAGUGCACUUUGCUUUUGCAUCUUCAAAAUACUAAAUCACAGCCAUAUUCUUAUGGAUUGAAUUCAUGUGGUGUCGACUCUGUUUUAAAUUAUGUAUUCUGUGAUUUCAUAGCACCACUGCAGAAAUAUCUCAUCUUAAGUGAUGGAUGAGUAGGAUUGUUUUCAUUUAAUGCUGGUGAGUGCAGAUGUUCUCGCUCUUUGUACUUGUCCACUUGGAACCCAUUGAAAGUGCCUGAUGUUAAAAAGCUUGUAAUUUGAUUUCAAGAUAUCAUCCCUUCACGCUGAUAGGAUCAUGAGAAAUGCUCUUGACGGUGUUUUAUUUUGUCACGCAAUGAGGCAAAGACAGAGCAGUAAUUAAAGUUGUGACCGCACACUUCUAGUUUAGGGCAAUUCCUCGAGUACAGGCGGUUUGUGCUGAUUCGUUCACACCGAUUCGCUUUCCAUUCAUCAGAAUUAGGCAACUAUAGAUCCCUGUCCGGAGCUGUGGUCACUUCUGUGACCGUCCCUCGGGCAAUGCGGAGGGAAUAAGGGAAACGCGGCACAGUGGUCGACAGUUGCCGGCGUCUCGGGAGUGCUGGGAUGGCAGAUGGCUUUCUGAUUGAUUUUCUGGUCCUCUCCCAAUUCUUUAUCACCACCUCUCCCUCUCCCUGACAGAGGUAUGCAGCGGAGGGACUUAUCUUUUGGACCCGCGCCAGCCAAAUCCUCCUCAGUGGAGCGCUCGCAUGCACCCGCGUGCUUUGAGGUUUGAUUUAUGAACGGAAGUCAUGAAGUGUACAGUUUUUGACAGCGGAGGCAGAUAAUGGAGGAGGCUGAUUGAAGCAAUCUGUGACCUCUUCUUCACCAUUGACCUUCAGAGGAUGUUGGCGCAUCGGUCUCAAAGGACCCCCGUUAAGAAUUGAUGUUACGGAAUGAUUGUACGAAAAUAGAUUUUUCACAAUUGAUUCUGAGCGUAUGCUCAGGAAAAGAUGAAUGGGAGAUGGGGAAAUAGACGAUUUUCCCAGUGCCACAACUGGGAUUUGAGUAGAAUCAGAAUCUCCCCCUGCGCUAAAUGUAAUGAAUGUGCAGUAAUAUGUUAUAGUGAAUGAUGAGUAACAUCAACACGUCUAAAGGCACAGUGCAAAAGAUGCCCUCCUUACUAUUCUGAACAUGCAUUUAUAGUUGUGUUGCUGUGUACAGAGCAGUGUAAAAGAGUUUCAUGAGAUAACUGUACCGAUUAGGAUGAAAUCAUAAGUUCCAAACAUUUCGGAGAGAGUAUAGAUUAAUUCCUGGGGUUAAAAAGUUCCCAGUAGUCCAUGGUGCAGGCUUUUGCAGGCACUAAAAUUGGUUUAUGAUUGUGGAGGUCAUGCCUUGUAAUAAAUGGAAUGGACCAAAUGACCAGUCGGAAGAUUAUGGUCAGCUUCACAAAGGGAUGGGGAGAGGCAUCUGUCUCGGGGACUGUUCGAUGGAUGGCAAAGGGGCUGCCUGCAAUUUCCUUAAUAGGGGUGCACCAUAUGCCCGGGAAAGUUCUUAAUAAGCGUUUGUUUGAAACGAUUGCCGAGCUGUGCGCAGCCCUGGCAAUCCUGCACGCUCCUGAUGGCUUAGCUCUCCACAAUUUAGGACUUGACGAAGAGGAAGUGACGGCGUUUUCAUUUUCUUCAGGUUGUGUCCUCAGCCCGUCGGUGCAGCAUAAAUAUUGUAUCCCAUUAUUAAAAAGGGGUUAUUGAUUGUUCCGUUUGGCCAUCUGUUUCUCCAGACAUGUCCUGCCCACCGGGGCAUUUUACUGUAUGCUAAUUUUGAUACUGUACACGCAGUUGCAAUAAGAUUGGUGUUUGCCAGUCGGAUCCCUCUGGCAGGUCAUAUAGGGCUUUUAUGUCAACCAAAACCUUUGUCGUAAAACAGUGGCGAUAUUCCAGGGAAUGGCUCGCAGCACUUGAACUUGUAAAGUGGCUGAUUGUACUGUCACCAAACCCAAAUGGACCAAGCACUGAUGUUUUUGCAGCAGCAUGCACAGACUUCUGUUUAUAAUGAUACCCGGUGGUGACAGUUUUUCAAUUAUUUAAAUUGUAAAAAUGCACAAAUAAUAAUGCCGGAAAUCAACACAAUGUCCGGUGUUUUUAUGCUAUGAAUCACUCCAGUGGCCUUAUAUUGUUAUUAGGGAAAGUGAAGGAUUUAACCAACAUUAUUAUUUUUAAUUUUUUUUGGGAUCCAAUAAAUGGACCAUAUCUAAUGUUAAUGUACUUGUUUAGUUGUUGUCAAUUAAGUAAAAAAAAAAAAUGAGCGAAAGAAAGUAAUAUUGGAUGUGUUGUUAUGGGCUUGUUCAUUGUGUUCUUGUUUUUUUAUGUUCAGUUUCGUUUCUUUUUAAAAUGUGUAUCACAAAUUGGAAAUGCAUUCGUAUAAAACACUUUACUAUGACUUA